This is a messenger RNA of Cercocebus atys (sooty mangabey), 2927 nucleotides long. RefSeq names its product coiled-coil domain-containing glutamate-rich protein 1. The coding region runs from base 434 to 1633 and encodes 399 amino acids. The record is from RefSeq and is a predicted model, not a curated record. Lineage: Eukaryota; Metazoa; Chordata; Mammalia; Primates; Cercopithecidae. The transcript is spliced from 2 exons.
CAGUCCUGCCAGGACGGUGACAGUGAAGCACCUGGGUUGAGAGGUAGCAGCAGGUAACUGCGCAACCCCUGCCUCCCCCGGCCCCAGCCCGUGCCUCAGCAGAGCCGGGUGUGGGGGGGACCCGGGAGUGGGUCUCACUGCGUGUCGCCUGCCAACACCUUCCUCCCCCACCAUCCUUACCCAGCCCCAGUCCCACCCAGCACACCUGGGUGAGACAACCCAGGUGCGAAGGACAAGCGAUUACUACGGAAGAGCUCGCAAACCAGGAAGAGAGCGGCCUCCUGGAGAGAAAACGUGAUCCCAGGGGUAGACACGUGGCACUGCGUGGAGAGACAGGGUGACGAGACGAGGCUCUUCUGACCGUCCUAUCUGGCAAAACUUGACGACAGCUUCUGGGUCGCUACCAUCUAGACCUCUCAGAGCUCCCCGAACGAUGACUCAGACCCUCGACACAAGGGAAGACCCUCUGAACCUGGGCGGCGGUGGCUGGGCACACUCGGCCUCCUUGAGCUCCUGGUCGUCCUGCCAUCGAAGGCGCCAGGGCCCUCCAGUGUACAACAGGCCGCACCGCUAUAGCCCCAAGACCGAGUAUGGGCCCCCAAGGAAGCAGCCGAAGCCACAGCACGGCCCGGGCUUUUGGUUCCAACCACCCGUGUGCUUUAACUGGGGGUGCUGGGGAGGGCCCUGGCGCCCACCCCCUCCAGGAUUCCGGAAGUUCCAUUGCCCAGUGCAAGUGUUUCGGGUGUAUGGCCUGCACCCUCUCUGCUUUUGCUGCUGCUCCUGCUGGAACGGGUCCUGGAACCCUAGCUGGGCGAGGCCCCCAGGCAGGAAGAAGCGCUGGGGCCGCAGGGGUCGCGGCCUGCGCCACCACCCUCGCCGCUCCUCCCCGCGGAGCCCGCCAGCGAAUGUGAGCACGCUGCCGCGGCCGGUCAAGCUGUACGAGUGGAGAGAGCCUGGCAUGCGAGCGCCGCCCAACACCACCCAAUUCAUCAUGAACCAGAUCUACGAGGACAUGCGGCAGCAGGAGAAGCUGGAGCGUCAGCAGGAGGCGCUGAGGGCGCAGAAGGCCCCGGUGAGCGGCGAGGCCUCCCCGGCCAGAUCCUCCGGAAACGACGCGCCCCCUGGCGGCAGCGAGGAAACCUGGGGACUGCAGGAAGCUCUGUAUGGCUUUGUGCAGAAUCCCUCUCUAGCAUUCAGUCCUAAACCAGAGGAAAACCAGUCUCUUGCCCCGUUGCUGGUGGAGGAAGAGGAGAAGAAAAAUGAUGAGGAGGAGGAGUAUGACCAGGAGGUGUGUGAUGCAAAGGAGGUGAGCGAGGAGGAGGAAGAAGAGGUUGAAGAUGAGGAAGAAGAGGUCGAAGAUGAGGAGGAGGAAGAGGUCGAAGAGGCUGAAUAUGUGGAGGAGGAGGAGGAGGAGGAGGAAGAGGAGGAGGUAGAAGGGGAAGAGGAGGUCCUGGAGGAGAACGAGCAGAGAGGGGAAGAAUUUCAUUUGCCUCUGGAAAUACCUUUAUCAAUCUUCGUAGAGGCUGAAGAAAAGAGAGAGAACUUUAUAAGCUGCACUUUUUUAAACCCAGAGCAGAUAAUUCCCAAAGUGCCACAGGAAUCCCUGUUCACUGCACAGGACUUUAACUGUUAGACAUCAGAAAAGGGAUUGAGGAAAGGGAUGGAACUGAUUUGAGGCUAAACUGGAUUAGCAAUUUAUUAAAAACUGAUUAAAAAGUGAGUUCCAUUAAUAAACAGAUGUAAACACCUUCUUUGGCCAUUAUAAAAUGCUUAAAAUUUGAUGCGUAUGUGUAUGACUAUGGGUGGUGGUGGGGGAGCUUUCAAAUAUGAUUUUACUGGAACUGAUUAAAAGCCAAGUAAUUUAUUACUACCAUUAGAAUAUUUUCACUUGGUGUUUUCCCCUCUAGAAAACAAAGUUGCUGGUUUUUUAAAAAAAUCUAUAAAUGCUGAAAAAGCGUUUGUUUUUGAACAAAUUUAUACAACUUAGCCACUUAAUGAGCUUGGCAUGAAGAGAUAGUUUGUUACAUGCAUAAGAAAGCACAUUCUAACGCUACUGAAUGUUCACCAGUGCUCUUAACAUAACUGAAGCCAUUUUCAAUCCCUGUAUUUUUUUUCAACAAUAUUUUACCUCGUAGAUUUUUCCACCAUCAGAGUUCAUUUUUGAGGGUUGUAUUUUGUUAACCCCAUUUGCAGUCUCUUGUGGCAUCGCUUAUUGAUAUUCCUUGUUCCACAGUGCUAUGAAUCUUCCUCAGAAAAACAUGAAGUUGCUUCUGUGGAACUGGUUAUCUGCCAUGGCCUCAACAAUCCAUAAUCCAGUCAUGGAGAGGAUUCCCCAUGGUCAGAAGUCAACUUGCACAUCUAGUUAAAGUCCAAGGUAACUGCAAACAAUGGAACAUAGCUUAGGUUUUGAAGCCUCUUUAUUGGAUAGAGUCUUUAUCCUAAGUUCUGAGGAGCCAUAAAAAAUGUUUUGCAGAAUAGAUUUUUUUAGAGAAAAAGAUUAUUGACCUUUUGGGGGUGGAAUAUCUUAUUUCAUUUUUCAAUUUGUCUUUGUUAUAAAGGAGAGUAAAAGAUGUGUAAGCGUGAGUCUGUGUGAGCUGGUUUCUGAUGUCUAAACAGCAAUUACUGAUGGAGAAUACAUCAUUCAAAAUAAUAGCUUUUGUUCAAACAUUUUUAGGAAGUAAUAAUACAUUUCUUCCUGGACAGUUGAUAAAAGUUCCAUCCAUAGCAUAUUUCCAGAAUAUCCCUAGAUGAUGAAUUUAAACAUGCCUUCUCAGAAAUUACAUCUUUUGACUUUGAACCACAAGUUAGCAUUUAUUUGUUGAAGAGAAGAAUGUGUGGUGAUGUUUUACCUGAAUGUUGAUUGUUACUGAUAUAUUGCAGUUUUCAAGGUGAUAAACUUAAGUUAUUAAAUAAUAAAAAGUAUUAAA